Molecule: messenger RNA, 1622 nt
Organism: Lindgomyces ingoldianus
Lineage: Eukaryota; Fungi; Ascomycota; Dothideomycetes; Pleosporales; Lindgomycetaceae
Product: Carbohydrate/purine kinase
Exons: 5
Coding region: 299-1354 (351 amino acids)
Biological process (GO): purine ribonucleoside salvage
Cellular component (GO): nucleus; cytosol
Molecular function (GO): adenosine kinase activity
Source: RefSeq, a predicted model, not a curated record
CAAACAUCCAACGUCAUUAACCAAACACUUUCCGAGCCCUCAGCUUCAGCCAUUUAUCUCAGAUUACUACCCAUUCAACAUGGACAGCUUCCGCCCUCUAACCUCCCAUCUUGUACGGACAUUUUCGCGGUCGUCAGUGCGUCGGAGUCCGGUGUGCCCUGCAGGUCCGAGAGCGGCACUCCCAGUUGUUGCCCCUCGUGCUUCUCGACCACUUUUCUCACCCUGUUACCCCACACUAACGAGAGCUUUCCAAUUCCAACAACAACAACAACAAUCUCACCAACGAAAAAGGUUCAUAAUGGCAGCAAGCAAAGGCAGUUUUGAACUUUUGUGCUUAGAGAAUCCGCUGUUAGACAUCCAGGGUGUAGCGGAUGCGAAACUGCUGGAAAAGUAUGGGCUGAAGGAUAACGAUGCGAUUCUAGCGGAGCCAAAACAUAUGGGGUUGUAUGAGGAUCUGAUUCAGAAUCAUGAUGCGAAGUUGAUCGCCGGGGGUGCGGCGCAGAAUACUGCAAGGGGAGCGCAGUAUGUCCUCCCCCCAGACUCAGUCGUCUACAUUGGUUGCAUCGGCAAAGACAAGUACGGCGAAACGCUCAAGGAGAUCUGCGCAAAGGCUGGUGUCCGCGUGGAAUACCGCUAUGAUGACGAACAACCUACCGGGCGUUGUGGUGUCGUUAUUACGGGGCAUAAUCGCUCGCUGUGCACUGAUCUCGCAGCGGCGAAUUGCUACAAGCUUGAGCAUUUGAAGAGCCCGGAGAUCUGGCAGCUCGUGGAACACGCUAAGGUUUAUUAUGUUGGCGGGUUCCACUUGACGGUUUGUGUGCCGGCAAUUUUGGCACUGGCAGAGGAGGCUGCGGAGAAGGAUAAGGUCUUCAUAAUGAACCUCUCCGCACCCUUCAUCCCGCAAUUCUUCAAGGACGCUCUCGACUCCACAGCUCCCUACUGGGACAUCCUGAUCGGCAACGAAACUGAAGCCGCAGCCUACGCCGAAUCCCACAACCUUGGCACGACAGACGUUAAGGCGAUUGCAACAGCCAUUGCCAAACUACCCAAGAAGAACAGCAAGCGCCCACGCACUGUGAUUAUCACCCAAGGUCUGGACCCUACGAUUGCGGCGGUGGCAAAGGAGGGCGGGGAUGUCGAGGUUAAGGAGUUUCCUGUUCAUGCGAUUCAGAAGGAGAGGAUUAACGACACGAAUGGGGCUGGUGAUGCAUUCGCCGGUGGUUUUGUUGCUGGCAUUGUCCAAGGUAAACCGCUGGAUACGGCUAUAGACAUGGGGCAGUGGCUGGCAAGACUGAGUAUCCAGGAGCUUGGUCCUUCCUACCCCUCCCCAACCCAAACCUACACUCACUCAUAGCCAGCUGCAUAACAGCAGGACACGCGGUCUGAGCUGAGCGCAAGUAGCUCGUGUAUUUCAACAAUCACAUGCAUUUGUCGGUGUUCAGGCGUGCGAAAAAAAAUCGGAGGUAUGAAAAGGUGGCCGGCCGUUCAACAGCUCAUGAGGUCACUCUGUUUGUGUUUGUUAUUACCGUAGCAAUUUCCAUGUAGGUUUGUUUAUGCUGCGGUAUGUAGAGUAGCGCUGAAGCGGGACAAGUCCUGGAAACUAGCAUACUUGACCUGCCUGA